Molecule: messenger RNA, 1548 nt
Organism: Symbiodinium natans
Lineage: Eukaryota; Dinophyceae; Suessiales; Symbiodiniaceae
Source: the annotation of a GenBank genome assembly
AUGGCGCGAGUCCUUCUGCUGCUGCUUGGGGUGGCCCUGGCGGAUGAUUGCCCCAAGGGUGGAUGCAAGACGAAGGACCACUGGCUCUUGCAAAAGAAGAUCACGGCCUCGAAGGCGAGGAGUGCGGAUGCUCCGGAUGCCACAGCCGAUGGCUACUGCUCCGUGAACUUUCAAACUAUCUGGAGCCAUGGUAGUGAUCAACUGACGGAGUGCCAGGGAGAUUGUGAUCGUGACAGCGAUUGUGCUCCUGGCUUGAGCUACAAUCCUGCCUGUGAUGACGACGUACAUGAAGGCCGUGAGCUCGACAGCAGCUAUGGAUCGCACGGUGUGCUGGUGACUGUGACGGCGAUGAAGACUGUCGAGGACGCCUGCGGUGCUUUCAGCGGGAUGCCUUUGAGGAUGCCCGUCUGCGCCGGCGACUGCGAUGGGGAUGAGGACUGCGCGGGUCAUCUUCGCUGCUUUCAGCGCGACGCCCAUGAGUCAGUACCAGGCUGCUCCGGCGUGGGCGAAGAAGGCUUUGACUACUGCUACGACCCGUCGAUCAAUGCGGAGCUGCCUCCUUCGUACGAGCCUCCUUCCUUCGAGCCGCCAGGUGAUGGAGGCGAGUGCCUCUGUGUCUUCGACAUCGACAGGACGCUGACAGGCAAGCAGGGGGUCCAUGGCCGCUGGUCUUCGUGUCCUCACAACGAGAAGGUCCGAGGUGUUUGGGACAGCGCGUACUCCGGUGGCACGCUCACAUUGUCAGAUGCAGGUCAGAACUUGGAGCACACCUUCUGCAAUUCUUGCUACCUUGGCGUGGUCUCUGCAGGCACGGCCAGCGGCCGCAACUCUGAUGAGAGGCGCUACUUGCUGAGGCACGUGCUCAAGAGUCGGCCCUUCAAUCGGCUCCGCGACAGAGUGACUUCAGCAUCCUCGUGGACCGUGGGACAGAUCUGGGUGAACUCUCCAUUGGUCUUAGGCUGGCCUGACAGGAAGAAGCAGAACGCGGUAAAGAAGAUUGUGCAGUGGUACCAAAGGAAAGGGAUCGAUUUGGCAGCCCGGAACGUGCACUUCUUCGGGGAGAUCUCCUGCGCGUCGAGGGACCGCAACAUCGGCAACGGCAUGGUUGGGCUGUGCGGAAAUCGUGAACACCCGGGGCGUGUGGAAGUGCAGGUGCCGUCGCAGGGUUGGUUGACCGAUGACUUCGGCAUGAAGCUUCACAUCCAGCCAAACUACGACGACUUCAGCUGCCGUUGGCGUUUUGGAGUAGAGGCACCUCCGCUGGCAGAGGACGAAGCCGUGAUGGUGCCGUGCUUCACCAACUGCCCGUCUGAGUACAAGGGCACAAAGGACGCGCUAAGCAUGCGGCAGAAGCUGCGCAAUGAUGCGGAGGCGGCCGAGCUGGAAGCCUCCAACGACCGUCUUGCCCGGGCGCUGGCUGAGCUCACCCCCGACGGCAGCGCAUUAAGCCAGGAGGCGCUGGAGGAGCGAGUGCAGGUGGUCAAGGCUGCAGGCAAGUGCUGGAGCGUUGCGGACGACCGAGCAGACCAGCGCACCACCAGCAGUUAG